AUGAGGGAGAUAGAACUGAGAGGAAAAACAGCCAGGAGGCAGAUCUGUGGGAAGAUCCUGGAAGGGAUCAGCCAGAUCUGCAGCUAUAAAAUGUUCCUGGGAGUGAAUUCCUCGGUCGUUGCUGAUUUCGUGCCCACGUCGUCAUGGAACAUCUCAAGUGAGUUAGAUAAAGAUUAUUUCCUGACGCUGGACGAACCCAUGAACAACAUCACCACCACCCUGGGCCAGACAGCAGAGCUGCACUGCAAGGUGUCAGGGAACCCCCCUCCCACGGUGAGGUGGCUGAAGAACGACGCUCCCGUGGUGCAGGAGCCGCGCAGGAUCUCCUUCCGAGCCACCCCCUACGGCUCCCGCCUGCGCAUCCGCAACCUGGACACCACCGACACCGGCUACUUCCAGUGCGUGGCCACCAACGGCAGGAGGAGCGUGUCCACCACCGGCGUGCUCUUCGUCAAGUUUGGUCCCCCGCCAACAGCAAGCCCAGGAUCCUCGGAUGAGUAUGAGGAGGAUGGGUUUUGCCAGCCUUACAGGGGCAUUGCCUGUGCCCGCUUCAUUGGGAACAGAACCAUCUACAUGGAGUCCUUGCACAUGCAGGGGGAGAUAGAAAAUCAGAUUACAGCUGCCUUCACCAUGAUCGGCACCUCCAGCCACCUGUCGGACAAGUGCUCGCAGUUCGCCAUCCCCUCGCUGUGCCACUACGCCUUCCCCUACUGCGACGAGAGCUCCCCCGCCCCCAAGCCCCGGGACCUGUGCCGGGACGAGUGCGAGAUCCUGGAGAACGUGCUGUGCCAGACCGAGUACAUCUUCGCCAGGUCCAACCCCAUGAUCCUGAUGAGGCUGAAGCUGCCCAACUGCGAGGAUCUGCCCCAGCCCGACAGCCCCGAGGCCGCCAGCUGCAUCCGCAUCGGGAUCCCCAUGGCUGAUCCCAUCAACAAAAAUCACAGGUGCUACAACAGCACGGGCGUGGAUUACCGGGGCACGGUGAGCGUGACGCGCUCGGGGCGGCAGUGCCAGCCCUGGAACUCGCAGUACCCCCACACCCACACCUUCACUGCUGCCAGGUACCCCGAGCUCAACGGGGGCCACUCCUACUGCAGGAACCCUGGAAACCAGAAGGAUGCUCCGUGGUGCUUCACCUUGGAUGAGAACUUCAAGUCAGAGCUCUGCGAUGUCCCAGCCUGUGAUUACAAGGAUUCCAAGGAAAAGAAUAAAAUGGAAAUCCUGUACAUCCUGGUGCCAAGUGUCACCAUCCCCCUGGCCAUAGCCUUGCUCUUUUUUUUCAUCUGCAUCUGCCGCAACAACCAGAAAUCCUCGUCCCCCCCAGUGCAGAGGCAGCCGAAACACGUCCGGGGGCAGAACGUGGAGAUGUCCAUGCUCAACGCCUACAAACCAAAGAGCAAAGCCAAGGAGCUGCCCCUGUCGGCCGUGCGCUUCAUGGAGGAGCUGGGGGAAUGCGCUUUCGGCAAGAUCUACAAGGGCCACCUCUACCUGCCGGGCAUGGACCACGCCCAGCUCGUGGCCAUCAAGACCCUCAAGGACUUCAACAACCCUCAGCAGUGGGCGGAAUUCCAGCAGGAGGCGUCGCUGAUGGCGGAGCUGCAGCACCCCAACAUCGUGUGCCUGCUGGGCGCGGUGAGCCAGGAGCAGCCCGUGUGCCUGCUCUUCGAGUACACCAACCAGGGCGACCUGCACGAGUUCCUGGUCAUGCGCUCGCCCCACUCGGACGUGGGCUGCAGCAGCGACGAGGACGGCACGGUGAAAUCCAGCCUGGACCACGGGGACUUCCUGCACAUCGCCGUGCAGAUCGCCGCCGGCAUGGAGUACCUGGCCGGGCACUUCUUCGUGCACAAGGACCUGGCAGCUCGCAACAUCCUGAUCGGGGAGCAGCUCCACGUGAAGAUCUCGGACCUGGGGCUCUCCAGGGAGAUCUACUCGGCUGAUUACUACAGGGUGCAGAACAAGUCGCUGCUGCCCAUCCGCUGGAUGCCCCCCGAGGCCAUCAUGUACGGCAAGUUCUCCUCCGACUCCGACAUCUGGUCCUUCGGGGUGGUGCUGUGGGAAAUAUUCAGCUUCGGCCUCCAGCCCUACUACGGGUUCAGCAACCAGGAGGUGAUCGAGAUGAUCCGGAAGCGGCAGCUGCUGCCGUGCUCCGAGGACUGUCCCCCCAGGAUGUACGGCCUGAUGACGGAGUGCUGGCACGACCUGCCGUCCCGCCGGCCGCGCUUCAAGGAGAUCCACGCCCGCCUGCGCUCCUGGGAGGGCCUGUCCAGCCACACCAGCUCCACCACCCCGUCGGGCGGCAACGCCACCACGCAGACCACCUCGCUGAGCGCCAGCCCCGUCAGCAACCUCAGCAACCCCCGCUACCCCAACUACAUGUUCCCCGCCCAGGCCAUCCCCCAGGGCCAGCUGGCGGGCUUCAUGGCACAGAACCAGCGCUACAUCCCCAUCAACGGCUUCCCCAUCCCGCCGGGCUACGCCGCCUUCCCCGCGCCCCACUUCGCCCCGCAGGGCCCCCCCAGGGUCAUCCAGCACUGUCCCCCUCCCAAGAGCCGCUCGCCCAGCAGCGCCAGCGGCUCCACCAGCACGGGCCACGUCACCAGCCUGCCGUCGUCCGGCUCCAACCAGGAGGCCAACAUUCCCCUGCUGUCGCACGUGGCCAUCCCCAGCCACCCCGCCGGCGUGGCCAUGGCCGUGUUCGGCGGCAAGACUCAAAAACCCUACAAAAUGGACUCCAAGCAGCCCUCCCUCUUGGGGGACCCCAGCGCGCACGGACCCAACGACUCGGUGAUUUCGGCCGAGUUGUAGACACGCGAGGCCUUUGUAAAUAGGACUCUUCAGAGGCGGACUCGGAAGGGGGAGGAAAG
Molecule: messenger RNA, 2867 nt
Organism: Ficedula albicollis (Collared flycatcher)
Lineage: Eukaryota; Metazoa; Chordata; Aves; Passeriformes; Muscicapidae
Gene: ROR1
Product: receptor tyrosine kinase-like orphan receptor 1
Exons: 11
Coding region: 1-2808 (935 amino acids)
Biological process (GO): protein phosphorylation; positive regulation of canonical NF-kappaB signal transduction; cell surface receptor protein tyrosine kinase signaling pathway
Cellular component (GO): signaling receptor complex
Molecular function (GO): protein kinase activity; ATP binding; protein binding
Source: RefSeq, a predicted model, not a curated record